Molecule: messenger RNA, 1230 nt
Organism: Callorhinchus milii (elephant shark)
Lineage: Eukaryota; Metazoa; Chordata; Chondrichthyes; Chimaeriformes; Callorhinchidae
Gene: cd40lg
Product: tumor necrosis factor ligand superfamily member 10
Exons: 4
Coding region: 129-878 (249 amino acids)
Biological process (GO): immune response
Cellular component (GO): membrane
Molecular function (GO): tumor necrosis factor receptor binding
Source: RefSeq, a predicted model, not a curated record
CAAACCAACCAACACGAGGCAUAGUUUCCAGGAAGUGGGGGUUCUGAGAAAUCUGCUGUAUAACAGAUUGUUUUCUGAAAGGUGAAUACUAACUGCGCUGCACUGGCUCCAGUGUGCAAACGAAGACCAUGCUGACUGUAUCUGGUUUGGUUGAUAAAAUGAGCGAAACAUGCAACAAGUCAACGCACCAAGCCAAGAGCUGUGAGCACCAGCCCUCUUUAUCUGUCAGAGUCUUAAUAUAUUUUAUUGCUGCAAUGUUGCUGGCGCACAUGAUUGUGAGUGCCUUCCUUUAUGUGUUCUUCUCCAUGAAACUCAAUCAAAAGUAUCCAGGACAAGAAGGAAAAACUGACAUGCAUAAAGGUGACUGGCCUGGUUUGCCAACUAAAGGCAGAAACACCGUUCACCAUGCAGCUCAUCUUAUUGCAUGGCCACCGACAAAGAAAACUGCACAUGAAAAUGGACCAGGGAAUAAUUUUCCUUGUGAGAAAGGAUCUCCGAUAAAACAGUGGUCUACAGGAUAUCCUGCAUUUACAAGGAACAUGAAUUACACCAGUGGCAAACUGGUCAUUACCAAGCCUGGACUUUACUAUGUUUACUGUCAGGUUAGUUUUCGACUGACCAGUGAGAAGAAUUCCGACGGCAAAACCAUAGUCCCAUUUGUUCAAUAUAUUUAUAUGCAAAGAAUGGCCGAUUUAUCGACACUGCUGAUGAAGGCAUCAAAAACACCAUUGGAUACCAGCAAAAGAUCAAGUUUCAACUCUGUCAAUCAAGGCGGAGUAUUUCAGCUCAAAAGAGGAGACCAGCUAUUCGUAUCUGUGACUGAACCAAAGGUUGUGAGCAAUGAUGAAGCAACGUACUUUGGUAUUUUUGAGCUCUGAUUUCAGCUCUUUAAACCUGAGUUAAGGGAACGAAGCGUCUGCUGUCAGAUAGAAGAACAGUUCAAUUUUUCAACAGAUUUCCUAAUCUUUUCACAAGAGCACAUUUUUUUUGAAUUGCUCUCCUGCAAACCAAUCCCAGGACCCAGGAUCAUGAAAAUCUUCAGCCUCGAAGCAUUGCACAUUUGCAAACGAAAAUGUAGUUCAAUUCACAUUAAAUUAACUAAAUGCCAAUAUUUUGCAACUUUUAUCUCAGAUUUUAAUUAUUUAUUUCAUUGGCAAAGCAAUAAUAUUUUAAUAUCCCAACAAUUGAAAAUAUUUUAUAAUUUUAUAAUAUUGUCUAAAAGAUUGAGAA